This is a messenger RNA of Xenia sp. Carnegie-2017, 2291 nucleotides long. Its product is annotated as nucleolar and coiled-body phosphoprotein 1-like. Lineage: Eukaryota; Metazoa; Cnidaria; Anthozoa; Malacalcyonacea; Xeniidae. The record is from RefSeq and is a predicted model, not a curated record. The coding region runs from base 101 to 2179 and encodes 692 amino acids. Gene Ontology annotation, molecular function: protein binding. Gene Ontology annotation, cellular component: nucleoplasm; nucleolus. The transcript is spliced from 12 exons.
UGAAAUCAUUAUUAAUUAUAAUAUUUAUCUUUAUUGUUUUGAGCAAUCGGGAGGGUGUUCAAAAAAUGUCUUUGAUGCACGUGUGAACAAAAAUUGUAACAUGGAGGCAAUGCCGACCGAUAUUUUCCCAUAUGUUUACAAAUUUUUGCUGCAAAACAAGUUGCCAAAGACAGCAAAGUGUUUGCUGAAAGAAGUUAAAGAGGAAAUUGCAAUACCAUCAACGACUGACUCGAUCGUUGAAUGGUAUCAAGUGUUUUUAGAUGUCAGAAAAAACAAUAAGAAAAAUGAGAAAAAAGUUGCCAAAGCACAGAGGAAUGAAUCUUCAAGCUCCAGUUCAGAAAGCAGUUCAGAAAGUGAAAAUGAAGGAGAUAAAAGCAUCAACAAGUCAAAUAGAUCACAGGGUAUGAAAAUGGAAGUUGAUGAAUCAUUUGAUAGUGGAUCAGCAAGGAAUGAGAAUGUCACAAAGGGCAAAGAAAAUGGCAAAAAGAAGCAAUUGAAGCCAAAAGCUUUGAGCAGUAAACGAAAUAAUGUUAAGAAAAAAAAUGAUAGCUCAGCAUCAAGCAGUGAUGAUAGUAGUGAUGACAGUGACGAUGAUGAGAAAAUCAUUGAGGGCAAAACAAAGGAAGACAUGAAAAAUUUGGCUAGGAAUAAAGAGAGAAAAACAGUCAUUAUGAAAGUUGGAAAAAAUAAUGAAAAACAACCAACAAAGAAAGGGAUUGUAACAAAGACGAAGGAACAAGAAUCUAGCAGUGAUUCAUCUGAGGAUAGUUCUGAAGAUGAGGGUAAGGCGAAUGCUGGAAAAAAUGAUGAAAAACAACCAACAAAGAAAGGGAUUGUAACAAAGACGAAGGAACAAGAAUCUAGCAGUGAUUCAUCUGAGGAUAGUUCUGAAGAUGAGGGGCAAAUGCGAAUGAUGAAAAAAACCAACAAAGAAAGGGAUUGUAACAAAGACGAAGGAACAAGAAUCAAACAACCAACAAAGAAAGGGAUUGUAACAAAGACGAAGGAAAAAGAAUCCAGCAGUGAUUCAUCUGAGGAUAGUUCAGAAGAUGAGGGCAAGGCGAAUGCUGGAAAAAAUGAUGAAAAACAACCAACAAAGAAAGGGAUUGUAACAAAGACGAAGGAACAAGAAUCUAGCAGUGAUUCAUCUGAGGAUAGUUCUGAAGAUGAGGGCAAGGCGAAUGCUGGAAACAACGAUGAAAAACAACCAACAAAAAACAGGACUGUGACAAAUACGAAGGAAGAAGAUUCUAGUAGUGUUUCAUCUGAGGAUGGUUCUGAAGAUGAGGGCAAGGCGAAUGCUGGAAAAAAUGAUGUAAAACAACCAACGAAGAAAGGGAUUGUGACAAAGACGAAGGGAGACGAAUCUAGCAGUAAUUCAUCUGAGGAUAGUUCUGAAGAUGAGGGCAAGGCGAAUGCUGGAAAAAAUGAUGAAAAACAAUCAACAAAUAAAGGGAUUGUAACAAAGCCGAAGGAAGAAGAAUUCAGCAGUGAUUCAUCUGAGGAUAGUUCAGAAGAUGAGGGUAAGGCUAAUGCUGGAAAAAAUGAUGAAAAACAACCAACAAAUAAAGGGAUUGUAACAAAGACGAAGGAACAAGAAUCCAGCAGUGAUUCAUCUGAGGAUAGUUUAGAAGAUGAGGGCAAGGCGAAUGCUGAAAAAAACGAUAAAAAACAAGAAACGAGGAAAGAGACUGUAAAAAAAGCAAAAGAAGGCGGGAAAACAAAAGGACUGAAAAGAAAACGAACAAGUUCAGAUGAUGACAGUUCUGAAGAUAGCGAGACUCAAGCGAAGGGUAAAUACCUUUCGAAAAGCGAGAUGUCCACGAACAGUGAAACUACUGAUUUCUCUUUCAAUAAAAAUCACAGUUUAAACAGUCUCAAUACGUCCACUCCAAAUACCACAGCGAAGCCGGCAAAGAAAGCGAAACAGAGUAACACUGCUCCAUCGCCAUUUCGAAGAGUUGUCUCAGAAAGCAUAAUCGUCGACGCCAAACUUAAGGAUAACAGUUUCGAAGCGAAGAAAGGAUCUACCGGUAGCUGGGGAGAAAAAGCCAACAAAGAUCUAAAAUUUGUUAAAGGCAAAUCUUUCAGACAUGAGAAGACGAAGAAAAAGCGGGGUAGUUAUCGUGGGGGACAAAUUGAUAAAACUGUGAAUUCGAUCAAAUUUGACAGUGAUUGAGGUUUUUUGUUUUCAUGUAUUAUAAAACGAUGAAUAUUUUAUGUUGUAUUUUGCAAUAUGGUGAACUUUUUAGUCAAUAAUCCAGUAUGUAUGGAAUAUACAACUCUAUUUA